UCGCUCUCUCUCGCUCUCUCUCCCUCCUAUUUUUAGUGCCAGUUGAGACGGAAGGACAAAAAACCAACAGACCGGAGCGCGACACGCUCAGUCGACUGUGUGUGUAUGUCUGUGUGUGUCUGUGUGUGUGUGUGUGUGUGUGUGCGCGUGCGGUUUGUGGAGAGAGUCAAGGGGAGAGUGAGGCAGAGAGAGAGAGUUAGGGAGAGACUAAAGGAGGAGCUAGUUGGCGGGGCUGCAGUGUGUCCGAGCACCGCCUGGGAGAGGACACACGGCUACCACCCACACAAACACCUAGCACACACACAAACACCUAGCACACACGCACACACCUAGCACACCGAGCACACACACAACACCUAGCACACACACAAACACCUAGCACACACACAAACACACGUAGCACACACACAAACACACGUAGCAGACAAGCACAUUCCUAGCACACACAUACGCAUAUUGGUUUCAACACUGACACGCUGAGAACACACGUCACCCCUGACCUCUGAACCCUUUAUCCUGCCCCUGCUGCGCCCCCUCCCACUUCGGGGCUCCUGCCCUUUCGGUUCUGUCUUGGCCUUGGAGGAGGAGGAGAAGGAGGAGGAGGAGUAGGGCCGUUCUCUCCUCCCCUCUCCAGUGUGCUGAGAGACUGGGGAUCACCAGAGGAUUCCUCCCAGGAUGGACGGUAGGGGUCUGCCUCAAGGAGCAGAGCCAGUCGUUCUUGUGUCCUUCCAGAUCAGGGUCUUGGAGGAGGUUGUCUGUUUAUAGACACCGGUUGAAGUGUGGGACCUGCACACACACACACACACACACACCGUCCUUCACUAGAUCGAUCCUCACAACCUCAAGAUGCGGCGAUUUGACAAGCUUAAAAAGUCUUUCCUGGCACACUUCCACAUCUACAGAAAGCUGGGCGGCAGCAUGCAGUGCGAGGAAGGCUCUGAUUGGCUGCUGGAGCUGCUGAUGGAGGUCCAGCUGCAGCAGUACUUCCUGCGUGUGCGUGACGACCUCAACGUUACGCGGCUCUCGCAUUUCGACUACGUGAAGAACGAGGACCUGGAGAAGAUCGGGAUGGGGCGGCCCGGACAGAGGCGUCUGUGGGAAGCCGUGAAGCGCAGGAAAGCCAUGUGCAAGCGCAGGUCCUGGAUGAGCAAGGUGUUCAGUGUGAAGCGGCUGGACGGUGGAGACUUCCCCCACCAGGGCCAGCCGGCCUCCUCCUUCCGGAAGCUUACCCCCCCCGGGGAGGGGGUGCUACCCCAGCUGGGUGGUCCGGUGGACGGGGGGUUGGGGCAGCAGCCGGUCCUGAGCUGCCUGAUCUCGGACCAGGACCUGACGCUGUACGAGAAGCUGGGCGACGGCUCCUUUGGCGUGGUGAAGAGGGCAGAGUGGCGCACGCCCGCUGGCAAGCUGAGCGUGGCGGUGAAGUGUCUGAAGACGGACGCGCUGACGCAGCCCGACGCACUGGACGACUUCAUCUGUGAGGUCAACGCCAUGCACUGCCUGGACCACCAGAACCUGGUCCGCCUGUACGGGGUGGUCCUCACACAACCCAUGAAGAUGGUGACGGAGCUGGCCCCCCUGGGCUCCCUGCUGGAGCGUCUGCGGUGUGUGCGUUCCCAGGGCGCCGUGCUGGUCCACACCCUGUGCCAGUAUGCCGUGCAGGUGACAUGCGGCAUGGCCUACCUGGAGCAGAGGCGCUUCAUCCACCGGGACCUGGCAGCCAGGAACAUCCUGCUGGCGUCGGCCCACCUUGUGAAGAUCGGAGACUUCGGUCUGAUGCGGGUGCUGCCCACCGACCACGAGCAUUACGUCAUGCAGGAGCACCGCAAGGUGCCAUUCGCCUGGUGUGCCCCAGAGAGCCUGAAGACCAGGACCUUCUCCCAUGCUACUGACACCUGGAUGUUUGGGGUCACCCUGUGGGAGAUGUUCACCCACGGACAGGAGCCCUGGCUUGGGCUCAACGGCAGCCAGAUCCUCCACAAAGUGGACAAGGAGGGCGAGCGCCUUCCCCGGCCAGAAGACUGUCCCCCGGAUAUCUACCAGGUCAUGAGGCGGUGCUGGGCCCAGAUGCCUGAAGACAGGCCCAGCUUCCUGGCCCUCAGGGAGUUCCUGCUGGAGAGCAUGCCAACAGACAUGUCCGCCCUCCAUGACUUUGAAGAGCAGGACAAGCUGCUGAUUCAAAUCGAUGAUGUCAUCACCGUCAUCGAAGGCAGGGCGGAGAACUUCUGGUGGCGGGGACAGAACCAGAGGACCCUGAAGCUGGGCCUGUUCCCGAGGCACGUGGUGACGGCGGUGUCCGGCCUGUCGGCCCGGGACAUCAGCCGCCCGCUGAAGAACAGCUUCAUCCACACCGGCCACGGCGACCACGACCCCCGUCGCGGCUGGGGCUUCCCCGACCGCAUCGACGAUUUGUAUCUUGGUAACCCCAUGGAUCCUCCUGAUACUCUUCAGGGUGUAGAGUUGCCCUCUCCCCGGCCCGCCCAGCUCCCCGGUCGGGCUAAAACGGACCCCCCGCCGCGGCCUCCCCAGCCCACAGGGUUUCCAAGCAAGCCGUGCUACGACUCCGUCGCCGAGGAUGAGGAUGCACCGCUGGGACGCACAGGGCGACUGUUGCUACGGAAACCGGCUUCCAUCAUGGGGCUCAAGCUCAAGCCGGCCGCCUGGGUCUUGGCCACCAGGCACACGUCGGGGGGGCGGGGCUCCGGCCCGGGCCACGCCCCUCACAGCGAGGUGUCGCUCAUUGACUUCGGGGAGGAGUUCUCUUCACCUUCCCCUGUCACGGAGAUCCCCGUCCCUUCAUUGGCCAAGCUGGCGUUGGACGUGGACCACCUGCUGGACCAGACCCCCCCCCAGAGCCCUUCCGGGCCCUUGCUGCGGCUCCUCCACCCCACGCCGUUGGUGGACUGGAACGCCCGACCGCUACCGCCGCCCCCUGAGUACGACCGUGUGGCGCAGGACGAGGACAUUGAGGUGAGCUCCUUCACCAGCGUGGAGCAGCAGUAUGCAGAGCCCCCGAGGGACGGCACUCCUCCCCGUGGGGCGGUGGAGGGGGAGACCCUCUGCCCCCCGGGCCAGAGACCCACCCUGGACAACAGCCUAUUCCCUCCCUGCGUCCAUGCCCUGCCCCUCCCCCCGCCACCUGCCCCUUCCUCCUCCUCCGUGGCGGCGUCCCUCUUCCAGGAGCUCCAGCAGGAGGUCAUGAGGAGGCUCAGCGCCCCCCCCCCGGGAGCAGGGGGAGGAGCCUCUCCCUCCCGGACGCCGCUGGCUUCGUCUCAGGAGCCGGUCAAGACGCACAAGGUGGUGCCGUCGUUCACCGAGGACAGACCCCAGAUACCGCCCCGCGUCCCCAUCCCCCCGCGGCCGCUGAAGAGGGGCGACUACACGCCCUUCCGCUGGUCGGCUGACCACUCCCUGUCGCCGCCCCCCACCACCGCCUCAGUGGAGGACCUCUCAGGCCCGGAGACCAGGGGCAGACCGCCUCAGAUCCCCCCAAGGGAUCCUCUGUCCCAGCCCGGCUCCAGGACCCCAAGCCCCAUGGGCCUGGGGCUGGGCUCCCCCCACCAAAGAGCCUUCUCAACCAGCCCCGGCACCCAGUCGGCUCCCAUCGCCUCCCCCUGCUCCUACCUCACAAGCUCCCUAGGGAAACUCAUGCCAACUACACACAGCUUCGCCUCAGACCCCAAGUAUACCGCGCCCAAGGUGAUCCAUGCCCAGCCGUACCCCAAGGACCCGGCCAGUAAGGGUCCCUGCAUCCUCCCCAUCGUCCGCGACGGCCGCAAGGUCAGCAGCACCCAUUACUACCUCCUGCCCGACCGGCCUCCGUACCUCGACCGCUACGACCGCUUCUUCCGGGAGGCCGAGAGUCUGUCCACCCACACCCUCCCUGGCGGUGGGGGUGCGGAGGACAGGCAGACGCGUCAGGCGAACACGGCCACCGUCAGACCCAUGGUGGUCAGCAGCCAGACCCUCGUCCAGGGUCUGGGACAGGGCCAAGGUCUUGGCCAGGGUCUGGGCCAGGGCCAAGGUCUGGGCCUGGGCCAGGAUCUGGGCCAGGGUCUGGGUCAGGGCCUUGGCCAGGGUCUGGGCCAGGGUCAGGGUCAGGGCCAGGGUCAGGGUCAGGGCCAGCUUGGUGACCUCAAGGCUAACUCCUCCUCCAACAACAACAGCGGCGGGGUCCGGGGUCUGAGGACCUCGUUGAGUCUGCCCAGGGUCUGUUCAGAAGGUUCUGAAGCCCCGGGAGCUCCCGAGGCUGAGAUGAGCAGGGCUGAGACGGUCCACAUGGUGCAGCAGGCUGUGCACGGAGUGACCGUGGAGGAAUGCCAGACGGCCCUCCAGAACCAGGGCUGGAGCGUUCCCCAAGCCGUGCACUAUCUCAAGGUGGAGCAGUUGUUCUGCCUGGGUGUGGGGACCAGGGCAGAGUGCCUGAAGCUGCUGGAGGUCUGUGAGUGGAACCUGGAGCUGGCCAGCACCCAGCUGCUGGACAGCUGGGGCUCCACCAGCAGACAGAGGCGGUGAUGGAUAUCUGCUCACUUCCGCUCCUCUAGUAGGAUAUCAGCUUGUUGCCGUGGACACAGGGUCGGUCUGUGGGCUCCUCCCAUGUUUGACCCCGGGAUUGAAGCCUUAUCAUGGGGAGGAAUGGACAGAAACUGAGAAUCGCCUCAGCCCAAUUCAAUUUACUCUGCACAAAAUGAUGAGGACACCUGAUAAAUAAAAACGCUAACAGAAAGGAAACAUCCACAACUGAAAGUCAGAUAUAAAUCAUAUUCAUAUUGAUGUCUAUUCUCGCCCUAGUAAUGACCUUUGAGCUGCACUAAGAAGUUUAAUAUAAUAUAUAUAUAUAUAUAUAUAUAUAUAUAUAUAUAUAUAUAUAUAUAAUGUGUUUUUAAAAAAUAAGAAGGAAGAGGGGAAGUGAUGGAGGUGAUUUCUGAUACUGUCUAUUGAGUGACGUUGACCACACAAGAAAAGCAUCAGCCCCACUUUGCUAUAACGUGAUCCAGGUUGUUAUGGUGAUCUCCAAAACGAUAUUCUCACUGCCAGACUAACACUUUUGACCAACCAGGUCAAAGUACUCAUGGUUGAUCAUAGAGAUGCAAGAUCUAGGAUUUAUCCUCCUUCUUAGUUAUUUUUAUAUAAUUGUUUUCACCAGCCCACAAUAAUCUUUCCCACAGUUAGUUCCACUCUCUGUUGUGUUGUGUUCCUUCUUCAAAAGGCCGCCUUUUUGUUUCCUCCAGUAAAGCAUCAUCAAACAGUACAGUACUGUGCAGAAGGUUCCUUCCUGUAUUCUUUUUUUUGCCUCAGAGUCGACACUGACUCCUAUACACAGAGUCCUUCAGAGGAAAAAGCCCCCAGGCAGCUAACUUGUUUAUUUCUGCGAUUCUGCACCCUAAAGCACAGGCCUGAUGGAUAUUAAGCCCCCUUAAAAGCAUGACAUUGCUGUUUGUCUGCCGUCUUAGCGGAGGAGAUGAUCCAGUUUGGGGACAUCAGCUCUGAGCUGCGGGGGUUUUAUUUUAUUUUUAUAACUUCCUGGUUGUUUUGCCUUCGAUACUUUUAGAAAAGAGUCAUGAAUCAUGGAAAUAAUGACAUGCAUCUGUCUGUCACAACAUCAAUGGACCCCUCAACACAGACACAGACACACACACAUACACCCCCACACACACAUACACCCCCACACACA
This is a messenger RNA of Gadus macrocephalus (Pacific cod), 5671 nucleotides long. It is a transcript of the gene tnk2b, whose product is annotated as tyrosine kinase, non-receptor, 2b. The record is from RefSeq and is a predicted model, not a curated record. Gene Ontology annotation, cellular component: extrinsic component of cytoplasmic side of plasma membrane. The transcript has 18 exons. Gene Ontology annotation, molecular function: protein serine/threonine/tyrosine kinase activity; ATP binding; protein binding. Bases 847 to 4512 code for a protein of 1221 amino acids. Lineage: Eukaryota; Metazoa; Chordata; Actinopteri; Gadiformes; Gadidae. Gene Ontology annotation, biological process: negative regulation of epidermal growth factor receptor signaling pathway; protein phosphorylation; signal transduction.